This is a messenger RNA of Orbicella faveolata, 2370 nucleotides long. Its product is annotated as zinc metalloproteinase nas-15-like. The record is from RefSeq and is a predicted model, not a curated record. Gene Ontology annotation, biological process: proteolysis. NCBI's taxonomy places the organism in Eukaryota, Metazoa, Cnidaria, Anthozoa, Scleractinia, Merulinidae. Gene Ontology annotation, molecular function: metalloendopeptidase activity.
UUCGUCUACAACAACAACAACAACAACAACAACAAUUUAUUUCCGUAUCCCGAUCCCAUAUGAGUACGUGAUAUUACCUUAAAAUAUAAUAUACAUAUGUAAUAUGUAUAUGUAUGUAAUGUAUGUAUGUAAUGUAUGUAUGUAAUGUAUGUAUGUAAUGUAACUAAAUUACAAUAAUUUAGUGGAUUAAGUAAUAGUAUCGGUCUGCCUGUAAUAGAUGGAAUAAAUUAGCCAGUGCAUGAAUGUGAUUUUAGUCUGCCUGGCAGGCGUUCAAAGGGGAGGGAGAUGGGAAAACCAGUAGACUGCAAAGUUCUCCCCUCGGUGCAGUUUUCAGAUAGUCGAGCGAGAUAAAAAAGUGGCCGAGACGAGGCAGAAGGGAGAAUCACCAAUGAAAAAAAUCUUCACAAAUGGGCUUAUCUCAAUCGUUCAUCGCUCUCUGAAGAUUUGAGUUCGCAUGACUGUUUGAUCGAAUAAAGGAAUGUUUGCUGUCUAUUAGCUUCUGUUGUUUUACCUUUGGCUGAGUGUUUUACUGGCAAGCAUCCGGAUGUUCCGGUCCUCCCCACUGCCUUUGAAGCUCAACUAGCAGUAUAAUAUUGACGGAUGAACAGUUUCUCAAACAUUUCAAAUGUUUGAGAACAUGAAUCGAAAUCUUUAAAGACAACUGUUUUCUUAGCGUGGAAUCGAAAGAGGUAACUUUUUAUCACAUUGUCUCCCCAAAUGUAAAGGUGUGAAUGAAUCAUGAGGCGGGGCAUGUGGGUUGCCGGUUGUACGUGGGGGUGGGUGGAGGCAACCACAUUCGGUGUCUGGUAGAGGUUAAAACGGAAACAUUGUCAGCACCUUCAACAAAAUUACGCGAGAAAAAAACAUAUUAGUAGCGCUUGUCUGCAUGCAAGGAAAGCUCAACAACUGGCCGUUAGCUGUAUUUUCCCUCUCUCUAUGCUCUGCGUGAUGUUGAACUCAGGUGUGACUGGAAAUCUGGUACUUGCUGUUUUGUGUUUUUCUGUUCAAGCGCGCAGUAUACAGAAUCAAGGUGAUGACACUACACUAGCAGAAGCUGAUAAAACCGACAAAACCAACACAGCAAAAACAGCUUUUGCAAUGAUUAUGGAAGCGAACGGCAACAACGGAAGAAGUAGAGACGGAUACGAGCUAUUUCAAGGUGACAUUUUGAUGACCGACGACAUUCGAAAGGAGUUGCGAGACAUGGGACUAUAUCCAUCUAAUGCAAACAAAUCGCGUGACAGUCAGACAAGUCCAACAAGGCGAUCUAAACGAGCCGCCAUAUCAAGUCUCGCAAGGAGAUGGAUUGGCGGGAAUGGAGUACCGGAGAUCCCGUAUCAACUUGAACCGAGUGUUCGUCACGCCCAUCGUUUAAUCAAGCAAGCAAUGGAUCACUGGGUAAAACACGUACCGUGCCUGCGCUUCGUACAGCGUACAAACCAGCGGUCUUACAUCAGUUUUUUUGCUGGGGGAGGGUGUUUUUCGAACGUGGGACGGCAAGGAGGGUUUCAGCGGAUUUCCAUAGCACGAGGCUGUGAACACCUUCAUAUAGUAGUACACGAAAUAGGUCAUGCUCUGGGGUUCUGGCACGAGCAGUCUCGGCCCGACCGAGACCGUUACAUCAACAUUUACUGGAACAAUAUCUACCCCCGGUUUAGAUAUGCGUUCCACAAGUAUGCAGACGGUCGAAUCAAUAGUCUUGGUGUUUCGUAUGACUAUGACAGUGUAAUGCACUAUGACUCGCGUGCUUUCAGCAUGAAUGGCCGCACAACUAUCGCUCGUAAAAAUGGCGACACGCGCCUCGGAAACACACGGGGACUAAGUGCUAAAGACAUCCAGCAGGCGUGGUUCCUGUACUGUAGAACCAAGCCAACAGACCACCCACCGACAUUAAAACCUACCAUUCAUUCACCAGGAGGUUGUCGCUACACUGACAAACACAGGUAUUGUCCUUAUUGGGCCUCUCAAGGAUUCUGUAAAACUGAACAUAAGGAUUACAUGGACCUGAACUGUCAGAAGAGUUGUCUUUGUGUGGAGAAUGCGUGCCAAGAUAAAGGCAGCAACUGUGGCCUACGGGCAAACAGUGGAUACUGCAUUUCGUACAAAGAUUACAUGGAAACAUAUUGCAAGAAAAGUUGUAGAAAAUGUUGACUGUUAUAAAAGAGCUGUAGAUUUAACAAACCAGGUUAAAACUUUGAAUAAAGCCGUGAGUGCUUUGCGUAAUAGGACAUUGUAGUUUAAUUUCGGUGUAAAGCCUUCGUAUUACAUUAGGUUUUAUUUCAGUUGCGCCUUGCUGAAAAACAGUAGCGUUGUCAUUUGGCAGCCGCCAAUCCCUGUGUUAUGUAAACACGUCCCCCCUCCACCCCCCUC